Pezoporus flaviventris is the source of this 882-nucleotide messenger RNA. RefSeq names its product transmembrane 4 L6 family member 1-like. The transcript has 7 exons. The record is from RefSeq and is a predicted model, not a curated record. Bases 242 to 790 code for a protein of 182 amino acids. Lineage: Eukaryota; Metazoa; Chordata; Aves; Psittaciformes; Psittacidae. Gene Ontology annotation, cellular component: membrane.
UUGGCCUGUGUGUGGCUGGGGACUGUAGUGGUAUGUUGAGGUGCUUUUGCUUAUAAGAGAAAUCCCUGGGCACAUUUAUUGUGAAUUAUUCUCACAUUUAUUUACAAGUUUGGGAGAAAAACCCAGUGUUUGUGCCAAUGUUGGAAAUAUGUAAGUUGUGGUGUUCUCAAGAUGCUCUUCCUGUCCCUCUGCUGUUCUGAAUGUCCCUGUAUGCUGUGCAGUGCGCCUGGAGUAAAAAUCCAUGAGCAGGCCCCUUUGCCUGCCCCCUUGCUCAGCAGAAACAAGAUACGCUUCAGAGCAUCAUCUCGGAAAAUACGUGGAGUGCCUUCAUGGCAUUCUAGGCGGAGGCUUUUUGGUACUUAUUCCAGCUGCAGUAUUCAUUGGGCUUCACAAUGAUGACUCCUGUGGAUGCUUUGGACAUGAGGACUGUGGGAAAAGCUGUGCGAUGCUGUCCUCAGUUCUGGCUGCCUUUAUUGGGAUCAUUGGUUCUGGAUAUUGUAUAAUCAUUUCAGCACUGGCCUUGUCUCAUGGACCAUACUGUUUUACUCACUUAGAAAGAAACUGGAUCUAUCCUUUCACUGAAUCCUCUGGAGGGUACUUGUUUGAGUAUAACAGGUGGUCUGAAUGUCAAGAACCUCAUAACAUUGUGCAGUGGAAUGUCACCCUCUUUUCCAUCCUUCUUGUCUUGGGAGGAAUAGAGUUCAUUCUGUGCUUCAUACAGAUAAUCAACGGCAUUCUUGGAGGACUGUGUGGGUUGUGCUGCAGUCAUGAGGAGACAUACGCUUGCUAGAAACUUGACAAUGUAUUGACGUCGGUACAUAUGUGUGAUGUAUUGAGAUAUCUGUGGGGUUUUGGGGGUUUUGGUUUGUUGUUUUUUUUUUU